AAAACUGCCAUUUUGUGUCCUCUAUCGUCUCUAGGCAGCCUCUCAAAGCAAAGUUUCCCCUGAUAGAAGAGGUCUAAAAUUAGUGAGCCCCUAUGACUGUCUUGGCCUACUGUGUCGGAUUCCAUUCACAGACUCCGUCUAUCCUAUCGCAGCACCUGCUCCUAGCUGUAACACCCUAUUAAGCUUGGCAGAGACAUGCACCUAUGUCCAAGCAUGAUUAAAAAAGCGUCAGGUCAGGUUCAUCCUGUACUUUUUUUGUGCAUGCUUGUCUCUCUUUUUUUAAAAAGUGGUGUCAAUUAAUGUUUGAAAUAAGAGGGGUCUGUGAGCUCAGACAGGGCUAACAGUACUGGAGUCGUAGCAUUUUUUGGACUUAGCUUGAGGGGCUGGACAUAUCUGUGCACUGAGUGGCCUUCGAUGAAGGGUCAGUUUGGCACUCACAGGAAACCUGGACCCCCCAGUUGGAGCCUCAUUCACAGCUCAUGGUACAGUGCAUAACUGUCCCCUGUGAAUGUUCUCUGGAGGGGUUGUUUCAUUCAAACUGGCCACAUGGAAAACAGCAGAAAAAGGUCUGAAAGCAUUCAACAACUGAUGAGUGACAAGUUCAUGCAUUUAUAAAAGGCUCAAAUGAGACAACCCAAUGUCUGCGAUAUCUGACGAGAAGAAAUGGAACGCUGGGUUCUAGAGGGCGACAGCUACUCGUUUCUUCGCAGCGCUCCACACACGUUCAACCUGCAGAGUCGUGAAGGGCCAAAUCGUGUGGAGAUCUUUGACAUCACUUCAAUCCCCAGCCAUCAUAAUGCCAUAUCUGAAACAACCUGCCUGUGUGACAUUUUUGGGGAUGACGGCGAGUCUCCAUCACUUUCCAGUAGCCCAGCCUCUGCCACAUUUAUCAGGAGAGAAGUGGAUCGGUCUUUUCCAGUAGAUGAUGCCAAUGACUCUUCAGGAUCUUAUCACACUGCCAAUGGAUCUGACUUAAGCGACAACGCUGAAGUAACUUACAACACACCUUCUCCAGAAAAUACACCGGAUUUUUCCACAUCUGAGACCAGGGAAUCAUUUUCACCACCAGCUAAAUCACCCAUCUUGUCUGAUUCCAAAAAUGGACUUAACCAACUAGACUGCACACCACCUGCAUCCAAAGUCAAUAGUAAUGACCUGCUUUCACAUUCAGAUAACUGGGAAAAAUCCCAAGUGUCAGUAAUCACUGCCCCAGUGAAUGAAACGGGAAUCACAAAUGCAUCUGAACCACCGUAUGUGAAUUCAACACCAGCUACUACCUUGAUUAAUCCAGCAAAGGAACCUUCUAAUCCUAAAUCCUGCUCUUCAGAAGAGCAAGAAGGAAUUAUUACAACACCUCAGCACAUAAGUACGAGCCCAUUUUUAGAUAAACAAAUAUUUGAGUCAGACUGUGGAUCUUUGGCAGUAUCUCCAGUUGAACAAAAUGAUGUGAUGUCUUCUGAGGACAAAGAGGGUAUGGUCUAUUGUAGUCCACGAGAGCAAAACAUUCUCUUUGCACAAGGGACGAUGAACAGUGGCUCUGCAUCAGAACUGUCAAACCCUUCUCCAACAGAUUGCAGCCUUAUGCAAGAAAUGUCUACUUCACUUUCAAACAGAGAUAUUAACUUUCUACCCAUACCCAGUGUCAUGCCAGAACCCAGAUUAACCUCCACCUCCCCUGUAAGCAGGGAAAAUACCUCCACACCUGCAUCCACAGGUAGAUCUUCACCUGAGCUGCUGAAUUUGUGUCCAACUCAAGUUAGGAACACAUCGGAGACUCCACACUUGGAGGACACUUAUGGUGCUACUUUAUCUGUAUCUACACUGCCUGCCAGUGAUAAUGUGGAAAUAGAUUCCCUAACUGUGUCUGACAUUUCUACUGUAACAAGAGGACUGGUAUAUUCAUCCACAGAUGGAAGAGAAAGACUGGAAUCACCUGAAACCUGCUCUUCUCCUGAUCACUCAGCACCUGCUCACUCACAAGAACCAGUACUGAUUCACUCCUCUGUAGGUUACACCAUCAGCCCAUCACCUACAUAUGAGAAAAUAUGUUCUUCAGCCGAACCUGAAGACUCACCAUCCUCCCCUGUAUCACCUGAAAUCAAUGAAACCUGCUCUUCUCUUGAUCAAUCAACACCUGCUCACUCAGAAGAACAAGUACUGAUUCACUCCCCUGUAGGUUACACCAUCAGCCCAUCGCCUACAUAUGAGAAAAUAUGUUCUUCAGCCGAACCUGAAGACUCACCAUCCUCCCCUGUAUCACCUGAAAUCAAUGAAACCUGCUCUUCUCUUGAUCAAUCAACACCUGCUCACUCAGAAGAACAAGUACUGAUUCACUCCCCUGUAGGUUACACCAUCAGCCCAUCGCCUACAUAUGAGAAAAUAUGUUCUUCAAUUGAACCUGAAGACUCACCAUCCUCCCCUGUAUCACCUGAGAUCAAUGAAACCUGCUCUUCUCUUGAUCAAUCAACAUCUGCUCACUCGCCAGAACAAGUAAUGAUUCACUCCCCUGUAGGUUACACCAUCAGACCAUCUCCUACAUAUGAGAAAAUAUGUUCUUCAGUCGAACCUGAAGACUCACCAUCCUCCCCUGUAUCACCUGAGAUCAAUGAAACCUGCUCUUCUUCUCAUCACUCAGCAUCUGCUCACUCGCCAGAACAAGUAAUGAUUCACUCCCCCGUGGGUUACACCAUUAGCCCAUCACCUACAAAUGAGAGAAUAGUUUCUUUGACUGAACCUGAAGGCUCACCAUCCUUCCCUGUAGUCACAAGGAUUGAUUACAGGGAUAUUUGCUCUUCUGCUGAUCACUCAGAACCAGUAAUCAUUCACUCAUCUGCAUGUUACAACAUCAGUCCAUCACCUACAAAUGAGAGAGGGGUUUAUUCAACUGAACCUGAUGCCUCAACAUCUUCUCCUUGCGGUCACAGUGAUAUGCACUCCUCUUCUGAUCACUCCAUUCCAGCUCACUCACCAGAACCUGAAAUAAUUCACUCACCGAUGGGUUAUACCAUCAGUCCAUCACCUACAAAUAAGAGAAUGUUUUUUUCAGCGGAACCUAAUGGCCUACCAUCCUCUCCUGCCAUCACAGGAACUGAUUACACAGCAACACCAACAUGUAGUAGAGAUUCCACACCUGCGUUAAGGAGCAUUACCUCCACUCCAAACAGCAGAGAAAAUUACCUUACACCAGAGCCCAAUUCCCCAGCCCCUUCACUGGAAUUGAGAUCAGUUACCUGCUCACCUGAAAUCAAAACAAUAUCAUAUAGUGUUCUGCCACAAAAUACAAAAUCCCCAGGCAUCACAUAUAACGUUACACCAACCGAAGAUUUAGCACCAUCACCUGCAGUAGAGACAAAUGUCUGUGGCAACUCUUCUGAAACUUCCAGCUAUCUUUUUGGAAAUUACGCCUCUGUCUUACCUAGCUCAAGGAACUUUUUGCCAACACCAGAGAGUGGAUCAAGGCCCUCAUCAGCUACAUUAGACCAUACCAAACACACAGCACUAUCCUCUGAUCUCCAACCUGAGCCUUCCAUCACUCUUGAAAAGGCAGAAAAUCAGAGUUUAUCCAUAAUCUGUGAUGGAGUUAGUCAUCCUUUCGCUAACCCAAUAGACCAUUUUGAUUGUUUUGAUGACCAUGCUGACACAAAGACCCUCAAAAGCCUUGCAUUUGUCCCAGAUAAAUGUAAAGGCAGUGGACCACCAGUUCAGAUACUGCAAGAUUCAACCUCUAAAACCUCAGAUUCUGGAUCGUCCACAAUAAAAAUUGAGAAAAGUCAAGAAAUUGUCGCUGACAACACAACUGAUUCAACAUUAUGUAGAACACCAACCUCCCCUCGUCCAUGGGAUGCAUCUCUGCCGAAGCCAGUGGCAUCUGUAGAGAAGAAACAAUGCCAUGUUGAGGUUUUUGAUAGGAACAAGGGAACAGAAAUGUUGAAAAAUGAUUCCCCAAGCAGUGACAAGAGGCUUAGCCAAGUGCCUGUAGCAUUAAGAGAAAGCCCAGGGGUUAUCAGUAGGGACAAUGGUGGUGAAUUUGACAGGCAGCCAUGCAGAGAAAAAGAGGAGAGUGGAAAAAAGGAGGGAGAGGGGGAGGAGACUAUGGGAGAUAGUAGUUACAGAGGGGAACAGGUUGAGCUGUCAUUCAGUGCCAGGAAUAGACAAGGGCCUGCAGGCCACAGCCCAGCUCUCUCAAGUCGAGACCCAAAGUCGGGAAUUCCAGCUCGCUGUUAUUUUGAGUCGCACCCAACAACUUUGCAGCAACAGAGUCAGCUCAGAGCUCAGGGCUCACAACAAGAGAACAAGGGUGGCGCCAGGAGGCUCCAGUCAGCUGCCCAGGGUAAAUACAGCAGCACAGGCUUUCUUCCUCCUGAAUGUACUGGUGAGACCUCCAGCAUGGGAAGUGAAUUUGAUGAUGCAGACAAUGAAGUAAAGUGGUUUACAGAUCUAGCCUUCAGAAGCCUAUCUAGUCCUCAAGUGGAUUAUUUGGAUGUGUAUAAUUCAAGCCACAGGUCAUCUACAAAUGUUUCACAGCCAUCGACUGUAGACAGCCCUGGUGCUGUUGCAUGGAUGACCUACGCAGACUUACGUGGCUCAGCGUUACAUGAAAAUGAUGGUUCGUCUUUUUUACCCCGUGACGGCCUGGACCCAAACAAACGCUUUGAAAUGGGGAGUUUUGAGUGUGUGGAUGUUGCAUUAGAGAGCAAGGAAGAGUCCAGUAGAGGAAAGAGGACAGUACCUAAAAGGCAGAUCCAGCUGUUACGGCGGAACACAGAUGAAUCAAAACAUAAAGGAAACUAUGAAAAUAUUUUGAAUUCACCCUCCACAUACAGACGCUCAAAAGACGCACUUGUUCGUCAACAUAGCACACCAGCUUUUGUGCAAGAGGAAGUUUCCAAGGAGGUGCCAGAUUCACCACAAAAUGACAGGAAAAAGACCUUGCAGAAGUCUGUGUCUUUAGAUGGUGGCUUCCCUAAAACACAAAUGGCAUCUUGCAUUAUCAAGAGUGUGUUGUCAAAGAAAAUGCAGGAUGUGCAGAAAGAGACAUCAAAAAGUACAGACCCAAGUCCUUCUGGAGAUAAAAACAAACAUCCUGAUGUCAGGCCCAGCUCUUUUGAUGGUGUACCAAGUACCAUGGAGAAACAUCGUUUAAGCUCUAGCCAGCAUUCUGAAUGUACUCUUUCAUCUGAAGAUUUUGCUGUUGGAGAGGAGAGAAUUCCACAUCAUCAGCCGAAGAAGUGUGCUCCAAAAGUUCCUCCAAAGCCAUUCUUAAGACCUGCAUUUUUUAACAAUGGGGAAGCUCAGGUAGCUGGCAACAUUGCAAGAGAAGAAACAAAGCCUAUAGUGGCCCCUCCACAAGUUGAUGACAAAAUACAAAACCGCAAGAGUGAUAGGAAAGAGAGAGGAGGUAGCAACCCUAAAGAGAAGCACAAUAGUGACUCAUCAAAUGCCAGUAUCAGUAACACAAGUCCUGUUGUUGCUACACCAGCAAUAAGCAUGCAGAACAGAAUGACAACCAGAGACAUAAAAAAGCGCCAGAUUACACCGGAAAACCAGGAACAACUGGCUGGAAAGAGUGUAUUUAUGUCGAAAACCCCAGAGAUAACUUUGAAACCUUCUUCUAUCAAAGGAAAAAAGAUAUCUUCUCUGAAGGUGUCUUUGUCCCCUGACUUGGAACAGUCCAGAGAAAUAUCUGAAUAUCAGGCAAUGGAGAAAGCUGCAGAAGAUAUAAGCACGAAAUCUACUAAAGUCAUAGAGACAGAAGACGAUAAUGACAGCAACAAAAAAUCUGUUAUACAUAGAGUUAGGGAUGUGAGGAAGUUAGUGAAAAACACAUACAACCUGUCUUUCAAAGCAUCAAAUUCAACCUCUACUGCAGAAGAGACAGUGAUUCAAGGGAAAAAAGGAGAGAAGCCGCCGCAAACUCCUCCAGCCUUGCACAUUGAAUGUAAAGCCAUCAGUUGGAAGGACAAACAAACAUCAGGCAGCAAAGCAAUCCCCUGUCAUGGUGAAAAACAACCUGUUGACAUAUCAAAAAUAUCACAACCGUGGGAGUGCGCAGAGACAAAAAGAGUUGCUGACAUCACUGAAAUAACAUCCAAAGGCUCUUCGCCAAAGACUGAGUCAAAACAAAAAGCACCAUAUUCUCACUCUACAACCACAGAUGGAUUACCUGAAUCGGAAUGUAUCAAUAAGAGAUCUUACAUUCACUGUGAUCAGAGUUCUAAAAUGCCACCUAGGCCCCCAAGUAAGGAGCGAGAAGUUUCUGCAUUGGUGGUUCUACCAGAUUGCACAUCCAAGACAAAGACCGUUUCCCCUACAAUCCUUGACUCUACUCAAAUUAAAUCUGCAAGCAGCAGCCACUCUGUAUCCAUGCUACUGAAAGAAAAAGGGAUGCAGGCUGACAUUGGAGUGUGUGAUGUUCUCACUGAAGGUGCAAGUGCUACAGCUAAACAUGUCAACAGGCUUGAGGUUCCUGUACAGGCUUGUUUAUCAGAAAGCCUUUCAAGUGAAGCACAAGUAAAGGCAGAAAAUGCAUCAUUGCCUUGCAAUCCAACAGCUUUUGUCAACGAUUCGUCAAGAACAUGUGAGAGUCCCAAGGGAACACUGACAGAAGAACCUUCAACAAAAGAACAAGAAAAAAAGAAAACUGCCACCACAACUAUGACACAAAUUCCAACUUAUUUAGCAACAUCUGGCAAGCCAGAGGUGAGGUCUUUUUCAAGCAGUACAAAAAAUAAUGCCACGCCAGUGAAUGCAUCAAAAGAGAUCGAGUUACCCAUACAAGUGAGGUCAAUAUCCACUGAUAGACUAAAGCCAUUUGUACCACCAAAACCCAGCUAUAAACAGUCAUUUGCAGAAAUUAAGUCAGUGUCAAGUGACCCAUCAAAAGCAGAUACUCAAGCAUCGUCUGUUAUUAAACAGCAAACAAUGUUUAGUAGUGAAUCAAAGAAAAAUGAAACACCAUCAACAGUGACACACAUGGAUCAAUCAAACGAGACUUCAUCAAGAGAUACAAAAAGACUGGCUGUAUCAAGCUGCAAACCACCAUCCAUCCCAGUCACGACAACUCCAAGUGUUGUGCAAAAAUCCACCACAAAGACACUGGCCAGUUUGGAUCAACAGCAAUCUUCUGCUUUCUUGCAAACAACCAGCACUUGCCAGCAGCAGACCCCAUCAUUCAGUCAAGAUCAGUCAAUGCUAGAUAGUUCCUUUGCUUCUAACCCAUCAGGACCACAAGCCCCUAUCCACACACCAUCUGAGACAAGGGCAUCAUCUAAUAAUCGUUUUCACACAGAUGACUAUCUUUUCUACGCUUCAGAUGAUCCUCCCAGCUAUGAUGAGCGAGAGAGUUUCAGCCCACUAAAGCUCUCAGACUUACCCCCACAUAGGUCAUGCAGGUAUCAUCCAACAACUAAGCUAUCUCCUUGCUCCUGCACAUCAAGUUCUCAUUCACAUCAAGGACAUCCCAAUAACAGUCCACAGGAACAGGUACCAGCAGCCUCUCCGUCUCCAGGCCAAGUCCUUACCUGUCCCGGAGCUCCUCCGCAAGCUCAAGUUCGUCCUCAUCAGUUCAGACCUGAUGGUCUACCAGUCUCCAAUACCACAAUACCCCAUGCCUCAGCUUUGAUUCAGCCUCUACACAACCCACGAGCUUGCCCUGUUUCAAACUCACAAUCCUAUGUUGAUGACCAUCCACCAGCUUCUGGGCUGCAUGUAGACAGACGCCCAGCCAAUCACCCUUCACCUCAGGCAGCAGGUCCUGCUCCCUAUCAUGAGUAUUCUCAUUCAGCUAACAUGUCUACUCUGGAUCCCAGGCCUCAGUUGUUUAAUCCCCAAGAUUUGCCACCAUCUUUUGGCCAUGAUUAUGCAAAUGAAGGUCCAGGUGGAGCUGGUGUAUUGUAUCCAGAGAAUGCAAGUGGGCUCAGCUGUGGCCAAGGUCCUCGUCGUGUCCUUCUUGAUCCUGAGACUGGUAAAUACUUCUACAUUGAGGUACCAAUGCAACCACUCAGAAAAAUGCUGUUUGAUCCUGAAUUGGGCCAGUAUGUGGAAGUUCUCAUACCACAGCAGGCAAUGUCCCAUUCAGGGCUAUAUCCACCAUCUGCACCGCCCUACUCCUCUUUGCACAGUCCUGGGUUGUAUGCACCACAGUAUCUGCCUUAUGCAGUGCCAUCUUACCCAGCAAUCUCAGGUAGUGCCCCACAAGUUCGCCAUCCGGAGCCACCUCCUGUGCCCACCACACUUCACCAGACUUCCUUAAGGUAUGGAAGCUCUGCAAGCCAGAUGCCAAAAAAUGAACCAAAAGGCCAUUCAUCGCUGGAUCAAAGCUAUCUAGAGAGCAUGUAUUACAUCCCCACUGGGAUGAAUGCAAGCCCAAAUGCAACCCCUUCAGAAUGCUACCACAAGCCAUCAAGCAUGCCUCCUUCAGGGGGACGAAGAGCAUGAAACAUCAGUGGAUACAUGUAGUCUGUUUACAUUUGAAAUUUCUUCUAGUUGGCAGCAUUUUUAAUUUAAGACUAAGAUUGAAACCGUAUUUUUCCGGCUCAUUUCAUUUAAACAUUUACUGUGAAAGACAAUGUGUUAACUCCUCAAGAAGACCCAAAACAGCUUUGCUUUCUUUCUUUUUUCUGACAUUUGACAUAUCAUGGUUGUCAUUGUCUGAUAUAAUUUCAGUGUAUCAUUUAGACAAGUCCUUAACUUUCCUUGUAUAGUCCAGGCUUAUGCAAUAGUAGGCCUUAUCUUGCAAUAGCUGUCAGGGUUUAAUAAACAGUGUCUUCUUUUAACACCCUUAAUAGUUAUACGUUUCUGGAGGGAUUUAUUUUACUGCAAUAAAGUGAUUGGCAUUUUCACCUCUUAAGUGACAUUAUUUAUUCAUUUAUUCAAAUACAUAUGACAUGAUGUAAUUGCUUUGUUUAACACCUUUGGUGUGCACUGGGACGUGCAAGUAGAUGCUGUACAUUUGGGUAAACAAAAAGAAUGUGGAUGAGCAAGAUCCACCAGUUCAUGAGUAUUAAAAUCACAGACAUACUUUCUAUCUUCAGAAGAUUGCCAUUUGCUAUUUUUUACACAUAGAUAUACCCCAUUAAAGAUAAC
Messenger RNA from Onychostoma macrolepis, 9084 nucleotides. RefSeq names its product mucin-2. NCBI's taxonomy places the organism in Eukaryota, Metazoa, Chordata, Actinopteri, Cypriniformes, Cyprinidae. Gene Ontology annotation, cellular component: nucleoplasm. Bases 664 to 8436 code for a protein of 2590 amino acids. The record is from RefSeq and is a predicted model, not a curated record. The transcript is spliced from 2 exons.